This is a messenger RNA of Homarus americanus (American lobster), 1050 nucleotides long. RefSeq names its product pollen-specific leucine-rich repeat extensin-like protein 1. The transcript has a single exon. Bases 1 to 1050 code for a protein of 349 amino acids. The record is from RefSeq and is a predicted model, not a curated record. Lineage: Eukaryota; Metazoa; Arthropoda; Malacostraca; Decapoda; Nephropidae.
AUGCAAUCGGUUGUGGGAGUUUUAAUAAAGUUUUACCUCCCCGCCCUCCUCUCCCGUCGUCUCUCACUCGAGCCUUCAGGACCCAGGAGUCUGUGGCAGCCAUGCGUCUCCAGGUCCACCCCCCCGCCCGAGUCUUCAGCCAUCUCCCCACCCCCGAGUUUUCAGGAGCCUUAUGAUUCUAAGAUCUCCAAGCCUUCAAGAACUCCCAAGCCUUUAAGAACUCCCAAGCCUUUAAGAACUCCCAGAGUCUUUAUUAGCACAGAGCCUUCCAGAACCUCCAAGCCUCCAAGAACACCCCAAGCCUUCAAGAACACCCCAAGCUUCAAGAACACCCCAAGCCUUCAAGAACAGCCCCUUCAAGAACAGCCCAAGCCUUUCCAAGGAACCUCCAAGCCUUCAAGAACCCCAAGCCUUCAAGAACAAAAAGAACCUUCCAGAGCCUUCAAGAACCCCCAACAAGAACCCCCAAGCCUUCAAGAACACCCCCUUCAAGAACAUCCCAAGUUUUCAAGAACACCCCAAGCCUUCAAGAGCACCCCAAGCCUUCAAGAGCAUAAGCCCAAGAACAAGCCUUCAAGAACACCCCUAAGCCUUCUAAGUGCAAGCCUUCAAGACACCCCGAGCCAAGAACACCCCAAGCUUUCAAGAACCCCCAAGCCUUCAAGAACACCCCAAGCUUUCAAGAAAGAACACCCCCAAGUUUCAAGAACACCCCAAGCUUUCAAGAACCCCCAAGCCUUCAAGAACACCCCAAGCCUUCAAGAACACGAGAACUCUUCAAGAAUUCAAGAACACCCCCAAGCCUUCAAGAACUCCCAAGCCUUCGAGAAGCUGCUUCAAGAACAAAGCCUUCAAGAACUCCCAAGUCAAGAACACCCCAAGCCUUCAAGAACACCCAAAGCCUUCGAGAACUCCCCAAGCCUUCAAGAACACCUCAAGCCUUCAAGAACUCCCCAAGCCUUCAAGAACUCUCCAAGCCUUCGAGAACCCCCAAGCCUUCGAGAACCCCCAAGCCUUCAAGAAUGCCCCAAGCCUCCAAGAACACCCUAA